This is a messenger RNA of Bemisia tabaci, 3913 nucleotides long. It is a transcript of the gene tap, whose product is annotated as Basic helix-loop-helix neural transcription factor tap. Gene Ontology annotation, molecular function: protein dimerization activity; DNA-binding transcription factor activity, RNA polymerase II-specific; E-box binding. Gene Ontology annotation, cellular component: nucleus. Gene Ontology annotation, biological process: sensory organ development; axon development; positive regulation of transcription by RNA polymerase II. The record is from RefSeq and is a predicted model, not a curated record. NCBI's taxonomy places the organism in Eukaryota, Metazoa, Arthropoda, Insecta, Hemiptera, Aleyrodidae.
AAUUUAAGGCAGUCUAACUAAGCAAAGCUUGCAGAUUGAGCGUAAGUGUAACUUUUUCGUACAACUUGCUGAACAUGUGACCCCGCUUUUUGCGAGGAGCACGGACCCUACGAGCGGCGCGCUGCAGGAGCCAGCUGGUGGAUCCCGAUGACGUCAGCGGUGGCGCCAGCGGGUGUCGCGGUUCCGUUCAUAACUCCAGAACUGGAGUGAAACUCCUGACCGCUUCCACUCCGCUCCGCCCGUCCUCCAGACGCUCCAUUCAGUCAACUCCACGCUCACGUCCGCGACUGACGCCCCACGCUCACGCGAGCCCAGUCUACGCUUUCGCAACCUCAGCCUUCAUUCAUAAACUCAUUCACAAAAAAAAUUUACUACUACAAUUUUCACAACCGCGGAGUCUCGCCUCCAUUCUCGCAUUCUUAGACGAGCGUUUUUCCGCCCACCCGCUCCGUGAAUUUCAUUCAAGUUUUGUCAACUUUUUUUGUCAUCUCUUAAAAGUUCAUCCGUUAACCCCUCUCACCCCUACCCGAUUUGCACCCUUUAAACUUACACCCAUUUCCGACCGUAAUUUUUUGCUUUUUUUUCGCUGGAUCGUUUCUAAGAUUUCCAUCAUUCUUCCAACAUUUUUCGUACGCGAUCGAGAAGGUAUAAAAUCGAGGGGUUUUCCAACCCUUGAAACACCCCUCUUUGGAUAUUGUUCAAAUCUUGACUCAAAAGUGUGUGAUUACCGUGGUUCCUGACGUUCUCUCUCGUUACAUAAGUGACACUUUUUGGAAAUUAUGAAGAGCCACUGUUUACAGGCGAUAGUUUGAUCAAUAAUUAAGGGAUGAAAAACGCUUAACCUAAAGACUGUAAUUAAAUUUCAAGAGUCUCUUAAGUCAGACAUCAUUGUUUCUAACGAAAGCAUUCGGCUUUAAGGAUCAAAGUUUCAAUGCCUACUUACCGUUUCCAAAUUUGGAGUUAUGGUCUUUAUUUAGAAAGUUUACUUUAACUUCAAACGAACUUUUGUGUUUGAAAACUUAAAACUUUACUUUGAUUAAUUUUCACCGGCUCGGCAUUUUUAGACUACUGAAGUGCUCAUUCUACUAAAAGGAGAGUGUUCCUUUUAUUCUCGUGCAAUUUGACGUUUUUUUCUUAAACUUGUGCAAUUCCAGACCAUUUUGUUUUUGUUCGGAUUUUCUACUUUGGCUGAGUUUGCUCAUUUAAAAUCCGCAAAAGUUGUGUCAAGUAACGGUACUUCUUAAAGUGGUGAUGUGUUGUGCUAACAUCGUGAAAAAGGAUACGUAGCUCUUCCACCUUUUUGGAAAAUAAACCUCCUGUACAAUGGUGAUGAGCACUCCGAAGAGGUUCGCAGAGGCGCUGAGCGGCUACGAGCCGCGCUGCAAGCUGGCCUGCGCGGAGGAAGGGGAGUCGAUGGACAGCUUCGGGAGCAAGUGGAGCCCUUGCUCGCAGGUGAAGGAUGAGUACCCUGCGGGGGGCCCGCCCAGCGUCAGCGCCGCCGGAAGCCCCCUCAGUUUCCGCUCGGGCAACACUUCCGACUUCGCCGAUGUUUCCGGCACCUUCGACGACGACGAGGACGAGGAAUUCGCCCAGUGCAAGAAGGAGGACAAGAAGACGCCCAAGAAGAAGCAGCGAAGGAACACGAGGGCUAAGAGUCCUACACAGAUUCUGCGGUUGAAACGGCACCGAAGAAUGAAGGCGAACGACCGCGAACGGAAUCGAAUGCACAUGUUGAACGAGGCGCUGGACCGGUUGCGGACGGUGCUGCCCACCUAUCCGGAGGAUACGAAGCUCACCAAAAUCGAGACCCUCCGCUUCGCCCACAACUACAUUUGGGCCCUCAGCCAAACUCUCCACUGCGUCCAACAAGAGGUCACGCUCAACGUUGGCAGCGUUGUUGUCUCCAUCGGCUCCGCCGGAAAUAAGAUAACAUCAACAACGGGGAGUUGCGCUUUGGCUCAGCAGAAAAAAUACGAGGACAAGAAACCGUUGAUGGACCAAAGCUCCUUCUACUCCUCCCCACCCUCCUGCAACAGCGGAGACCUUCCCCAGUUCCCGACCGAGCCCAUGGGGGAUCUCUUCGAGGGUGAGCGAUCCAUCAAGUCGGAGGGCUUUUACACUUCCUCGCCGAUCUACCCGGAAGGGGCGCCCGAUUGGCCGGUCUUCCCGGACCUCGACUCCGACCCAGUUCCUGAGGUGGGCCUCCCGGACCCCCGCGAUCAGCCCCAUUGGCUCGACCAUGAGCGGAGGUUCCCCGACGUCAAAUGCGACGCACAUUGUGGUACAGGAGGUGGCGCCCCCUACUACAGCCAGCGGUACAUGUUUCAGUGCUGAUAACCAGCCGACUGUUAUGCAUAGUUAAAUUAGAGCUACGCAUGGGCCGAACUAAUAACUUUUUGGUAGGGGGACAGAGGGGCUCCUCAUCAAGGAAGGAGGGUCUGGGGGACGCAGGAGGACACCCCACCACGGAGGGAUCUGGGGAACUCUCUCGAUUCCGAUGGAGAAUUUGAAGAACUUUUCUAACUCCAAGGUGGGGUAAGGGUUUCCCCUGCUAGAAUAUUUUGAAAAAUGAAAUUAUGUCUUAGGAGCAAUACUGAGCGUUUAUUACGGAAAAAUUUAAAGAAAUACAAGUUCAAAGAUGAACGCACUUAUUUUACAAAAUCCGUCACAUUUUUUGGAGAAGGCCAAGUAUAUUUCCAUGGAGAUCAGCUCCGUCCCCCCCCCCUUCCGCUCAAGAGCUGAUGUUUUGCCACUGGUGCGGCUCAUGUAGUUCAAUAAUGGCUGGACCUGCGAUCUCUCAUGAGCUACAUGUUCUCUUUGAUAUUGAAAACGUUAAAAUCUUUGAGUUCAAGAUUUAAUGUAUUUUUACCAUUCCAUUGUCAGCAACAUCACUUCCAAUACCUCAUUAUGCAAAUAUAUUAAUUUUAUCGAGCUCAUAUGUUGCAAUUGCAAAAAUCGCUUCGUAGCGACAAACUUCAAGUCGUCUUCAAUAAAGAUGAUAAUUACCUCUCGAUUGCUGGAAAAAUCAGUGGUACUUUAAUUCUAUCAAAUUAAAGGGAAAUUUUGGGCUCAUACUGGAGAACGUUUUUAACAACAUGUGGAAUUUUAACCACUCAAUUUUGCCUAUGUUUUCGGAACGUUUACAAUUUAGGUUUAAAAUUUUUUUCCAUUCCAACACCUGGACAUCGUAUGAAUUUUGAUUCUCAAAUAGUAUAAUCCAUCAUUCAUUCCUGAUUAUUCUUACCAAUUCCAUUCCCAGUGCCAUAAUAUUUGGUCCGAUGUUUGUACUAACAGGGACUUACGAUAAUAAUAUAAAAAAGCUCUCUUUUUCUUACCGUGACGGCCAUGACUUGCAUUUAAGUUCACUCAUUCUGUGAUAGUAUUGGUAGCUGUUAAAAUCCCUAUUUUUUCUACAAACCAUGCAGCUCUUUACACUUAGCAUUAGCGCUUCGUAAUUAUUAGUUUAGUUUUAGUUGCCUUGCCAAGAUACUGCAUGACGCAGUAAAGUUAUGCUGUUACAUUUUGCAUACCCAAAAGUCUAUUUUAUAUUCCUUGUAUGCUUUUUGCCCGUAUUAAAUCCAUCUUGGGUUUAUCGCCUAUCACUUGCUUCUUUUUUUAAAUUUGGAUCUACUUUAAUGGCAUGAUUACCUACUUCCAUCCUACCAACGAAUACUUAAUGCUCAGAACGCCACCAAGAUCCUAGUACAAAAAAUCUAGUCAAACGAAAAAUGAUGUAUCACUACAUUAUUUUGCUAAUUUUACAUUAUUUUAUAACUAAAUGUUAAGAAACUGCAACUAUAUUUUGUUUGAUUUGUUCAACCCGAUGCAUAUUUAACUUCGGUAAUUUAUUUUUUGUAAUAUUUUUGUAUUAUAUAUGUUUUAUGAUUUAAAUAAAAAUAUUUGUUGUUGCAUA